ACGACAUAUGAGAAGACGAGGGGCUGAGCAUAGAGAGAAGACGUGUCACUUGAUCGGAGGAUAGAGACGCGGGGGUGGCCUCGCCAGAGUGCACAGCGCUGGACACCUCUACAGCCGCUGCACUGGCCGUCCCUUCGUUGGCAGUGCCACCACUGCCUUUGGUCCCCCGUCCCCCUGUUCGGCCCCCACGUCCAGUUCUGCCGCCGCCACGACCACCCCUGCCACCUGCAGGGAAGCCAAUAAUCUGGUAAUUUGAGGUGGAAUGCAUGUCCAGAUCCUAUAUUCAAACUGUGGAAUUUGAGGAAGAUCCUAAGUAUUGCUACCACUGUCAAACUUGGAACCAUGGGCCUUUCUUUUGUAAGGUACUGGAACAAAAGAAAAAUAAGGAACUAGAGGUUAUCCACGCUAAUCUUUUGGAGACAGCUAACAAGGAGAAGGCCCCGCCUAGAGAAUGGGUUCCUACUGGAAAGAACAACGGCAGUGGAGGGUAUACUGAGCCAAAAGGGGGAAAUGUUCCUUCCUCUUCUAACACUGCCAAGGUACUAGAUGUGCCACAUGUGGCUGGAGUUGGUGUUCUGACCAAGAUUCCUGGGAAACAAACUCAUGAUGGGGCUGUUAUGGGUAAUACAAAGAAGAAGGGGAAUGAUGCUAAUUUGGUUGGGAGGAAACAUGAUGCUUUGAAGGGAGGCAAGGGGCCAGGCCCACCUCAUUGAUGAAGAUUCUCUGUUGGAAUAUUAGAGGACUUAAUAGGUCCUCUAAACAAAACUUUUUGUGUAAAUAUCUUUUGGAGCUUGGUGUCCAUUUUGUCUGCAUUCUCGAAACUAAACUUACAGAAGCCAAGUUAGAGGUGUUUGUGAGUGCCAAACUACCUGGUUGGAAAUAUGCCACUAAUUUUGAUAAUAUAUAUGGGGGGCGUAUGCUUGUUUUGUGGAAUCCAUCCUUUUUUGCUUGUAAUGUUUUGGAAAAAGGUGAACAGUACAUUCAU
Molecule: messenger RNA, 985 nt
Organism: Cuscuta campestris
Lineage: Eukaryota; Viridiplantae; Streptophyta; Magnoliopsida; Solanales; Convolvulaceae
Source: the annotation of a GenBank genome assembly